This is a messenger RNA of Planococcus citri (citrus mealybug), 5353 nucleotides long. RefSeq lists its product as uncharacterized. The transcript has 2 exons. The record is from RefSeq and is a predicted model, not a curated record. The coding region runs from base 532 to 3984 and encodes 1150 amino acids. Lineage: Eukaryota; Metazoa; Arthropoda; Insecta; Hemiptera; Pseudococcidae.
CACGAAAAUACUUCAUAUCACGCACAUCAGGAACUUCGUUCAAUUCAAUGAUCCAUUUAAUGACUUUAUAUCAAUUUUAUAAGCAUUUUUUCAAGGAAAAUGAGUACCAUUCCGAAAUGAACAAAGGGAUAUUCCGACUUAAUUCUAAAUAUUUGCACCACGAGGUAGAUAAUGUCCAAUAUCAUGAAAAGUCUCACCUAAUAACCAUUUUUUCAGGAAUUAUGUAAAUGACAGGCAACUCGAGUUAUUAAAUUUAUUAUUCUGGGAAAAUAUCCACGGGCAAAUUCGUAAUAAAUAAGCAAUGCAGUACAGAAUUUGAACAUAUUUCUUGGUUAUUUCUGUUGAUCUAACGUAUUGUUGAAAGUUGGAACUGAUCGAUAAAACAUUAAGAAACGAGAAAAUUCAGAAACGACCUGGAUGCUGGAAUAAAACGCGAGGCAGUCUGGGAAUCACGAGAGAUAUCUAUCUGCUUACUUUUUUAUCAGGGUAGGAGCUUCAGAGCACAAAGCUCUUCUGAACAAAUAGGCGAAAAUGACGCCGCAGAACAAUCGGAAUUGCUCGAGAGCAUUCUCCACUACCGACAUCGCAAACCGAGCUGUAAGAAAUGUUUUCGAACUUUUAUCCGAAGGAGAGGCCAAGUUAUGUAAUCAACGCGCAGUGAAGGAUAUUGUCCUGGUAUUAGGUAACACAGGUGCGGGUAAAUCUGUAUUUACUCGAACAAUAGCCGGGUAUGAUACAACUCUAAAGUCAGUUGAUGAAGAUUUGCACUACGCGAUCAAGAAUCCUUACGACGAGAACGGUGGUAAGUCCUUCGUAACAUCAAGUACGAUAUUUCCAGAUCAAGUACGAGACAACAACACAGGCAUCGUGUAUUAUGACUUCCCAGGCUUCCAGGAUACUAGAGGAAUGGCUCAUGAUAUAACUACAACAUAUUUUAUCAAAAAAAUCGUCGAUAGCGCCGUUCGAGUCAAAUUGUUGCUUUUGGUUAAUUACACUUCAUUAACCACAACAGGAACGAGAGAUGACUUUACAACUCUACUAUCGCAUAUUAUAAAAUUCGUUGGAGACGUUGAAAAAUACCAAGGCGGAAUUGCACUUAUUGCGACCAAAGUUGAACUUCAUUCAAAAUCAGACGAUCAGAUCAUUUCGGUCAUAGCUAAAUUCAUUGAAACGGUCAAACAAAACUUGGAACAACAAGUAGACAACCCUAAGGCGUUAAAUAUGAUAAAACUUCUGAACAUCUUAUUGAAACAAGAUGGCAAUAUGUAUUCUAAAAUUGCAAUUUUCAGAUCACCAAAUCAGGCGGGAUACUUAAGUCAUAUUCCAAAACUACAGGAAAACAUUGCAUACCUUAAAACCAAGCUGGCAAAUCUGAAAUUUGUAGAAAAAACAAACGAGGAUUUUGGUUAUACUAUACCCAAACAAUCACUGAUCGAUGUUGAUAAGAUAAUUAAAGAAAUCGCUCGCAGUUUUACGACAACUGUCCAAGAUAUGGGUAAAGAAAUACAACGAUAUCUGUCUGCUGAACAAGAUCAACUACACGAUAUUUCUAAGCUAUACAAUCUUACAAGUGUUAGAUACGAUGAACUAAAGAAGAUCAAAGAGAGAGCAAAUAAUCAAGAGGAAUUUGAAAAAUGUACACUGGAAAUAGUCAACGGAGCUGCUUCAAUGAAUAUAAAUUUAUCAAUACACCAAGAUAUGUUGAAGAAGUUGGUCAGUUAUUCAUCAUUCUUGCACGAAGUGAGCGAUCACGAAGUACAAAAUCAAUUUAAAUGCGCAGAUGGUAUGCAAGAUGUCAUCGAGGAUUCGCAUUGGUCGAAAAAAUGGUACCUUUUUUUGAAUAAAUUAUACGAAAGAUUAUCGGAUUACGAAAUACAAAAAAAUACUCGACAAAAUCCAUGCACCGCGUUGGCUGAAAACGUAGUUAAGGCGAUUGAAAAUGAAAAAAAUUCGCAAUUUAAUCUCGAUCCGCUAAGUUUGAAAAAAUGUUAUCCGGAUUACGAAUCGAUGUUUGAAAACAGACAAAAUGUGACAGUUGAUAAAUCGAAACUCAUUUAUUUAAAAACCGUGUUGAAUUUAGGAUUGCAGAACAUUUUAUCUUACUCUUGCGAUUCGAACAAAUUGGUGAUAAAGGGAACGUAUGUUAAACUCGGAGAUGUGCCAGAUAUUCAAAACAGAGAAUGUAAAGUACGACCAAAAUUCAUAGAGAUUUUUGCCUCGAAUAAGGUAUUCAUCGACUCAGAUUUAGAUAAGACAGGAGAAGAAGUGCAACUUUCUGUUAUAGCUCCAGCGUGGUAUAUUCAAGGUUCACGUACAAUUAGACUAGAUGGUAAGCCUGGAGAGCCUCACUAUUCUGAAAAAGCACGUGAUGGGGUAAAACGGGGAGACAGUGGCAAAGAUGGUUUGCCUGGAUUACCUGGAGGACCAGCAGGGAAUUUUAUAGGAAUAGGUGAAACUUUCAAAAAUCUGCAAGAGCUCACUGUUUCUGUCAGGGGUGGAGAUGGUGGACCAGGGCAGAAUGGUGGUAAUGGUAAAUAUGGACAAGACGGUAAAAAUGCGUAUAAUGAUAUUCAUUUAGAGAAGGAUACUCUAGACAAAAUCACCAGUAUGACUUGGUUAAACUCAAUAGGUACCAUAGUAUCUGAUCAUCACACGAUUUUGAAGGCUAGUGCUACUAUUAUAGGUUAUGAUGUAAUUCUUGCUGGUCAGCCAGGGGGAGAAGGAGGAUCUGGUGGCCAUGGUGGAAUGGGCGGUCUUGGUGGAAAUUUGGGCGAAAUCAUUUUCAGCUCGUUGUCAUCGUCAGAUACUAACCAUAUAAAUAAGGUUAUAGGGAUAGGAAAAGAAGGUGUACAUGGUAGAGGCGGUUUUGGGGCUGUUGGGGGAAAACAUGGGAACAAUAUGAAAGUAUCCAUGCCGGCAAUAUUCAGCAUUGUGAGACAGACUGAAACAACAGAAAUCUAUAUCAUGGAACAUGCAGCAUACGGUUAUAAUGGUAUCAAUGGUUAUAACGACUUCCACAGAAAACACCCGAAACAAAGUGAAAAAAUAUUGAAUCCAGGAGUCUUAAUAAACGCAUACAAAAAUUACAUCAGGGAAACCACGAAUCAAAGUGUGAGCGAGUUCUACUCAUCAGCAUUUCUUCAAAAGCUUGAAAGCAUUCCGAAUAUGUUACAUCGACGCAGAAGACGUCGUUAUGCUGAUUCUACAAAUGAAACAUUCAAUGUCGAUCACGAUGAAGGAAGCAAUUUCAAAAAUUCAAACUUGUCGAGCAACAUCACGCCUGAGAAUAGAACUGAAAAUAGUAUCAUUUUAAACGAUCCAGAUUUGAAUCAAAUCAGCUCAGUCGCGAAUGAUUCUAAUUUUGCAAAAAGCACCGGCGUCAGAAUCAAUUCGCCUAUCAACUUCGCUAUCAAUUUUUUUAGUAAUUUUUUCAGUCAGCUGGAAUUCUUCACACCUACUAACAUAAUGACUUUGGGUCUGGUUAAAGGUGGAAUCGAAUACAUGUUUGGAGAAUCAACCUCUUCAAAUAUUCACAGUAUGGCUGAAAGUAACACCAAUCAUUCGUUGGCGUUAGCACUCGGAAGUUUUAAUAUCAAUGAAUCACUGACGUUGAUUGAUUUUGCCAUUCGAUGCAUCACGAAACAGAAAUUUUACCAUAGUGUAGCGAAAGCAAUUGGUUUUUCUGAAAUAAAAGCCUUUGUUUUAAGCAUUGUUACAGAAUUUGAAGAAAUACUCAGCGAUAUGUCGGUAAAAUAUAAUUUACCUUUGGGAUCUUUGGAAUUCGAUCCUGUGACAUUGAUGUCUGAACUUGAAAAGGAAAUGAUCAAUCAAAAUUAUGAAAAAGUGGUACCAGUAUUAUACCGAUCUAUUGAGGGUAAUUCUCAUCUGGAUAGUUCUCAAUUUCGUACUCACAUACUGCGCGAUCUUGAAAAAGCAAUGGAAAUGCAGAAAAAUAAGAUCAUUUCAAGGAAUACCGUUAAAUAAAAUGAAACCACAUCAGGAGUAAAAUGACUCAAUUUUUACACUAAAAAAAUAUUUUUUUCAAGAGCUUGAGAAUUCAAUUUACAUGAGGUCAUUCACUAUUAAGUAUUAAUGCACGUUCACAUCUACAGUUCACUUUACAGGGUGUCCACUCAUUUCUGGAAAUGAUUUUCCCUUACUUUUCCAGGUUUUCCAGACCAAUUUUUCCCCUUUUCCAGACCAUUUUUUUCAAUUUUCUAUGCUUACCCCAUACUUUAUUUAAUGAAGAAGUUGGGGGGGGGGGUAAUUUUUUUCAUAAACUUCUCUUUGAACUGGAUACUUCUUCGAAUAAUUAUAAAAAACUGCCAAACUUUGAUUAUUAACUUUUCUAAUUUAAAUAAAUAAAUAAAUAAAACAUGCGUCAUGUUUGGCCGAUUGAUACAAUAUUCAUAUGGCUUACAAAAAAUUUUCUUAUUUUUUUUAGAUUUUUGGAGACCCCAAAAUGUAAAAUUUGUUUAUUUGAAAACGAGAAACAAAUUAGCCCGAGCGAAGCGAGGGCAAGAACUUUUAAACAUUUUCAUUUCGAGAUGCCAAAAAACGAAGUUUUUUUUCAAAGCGAAGAGUUUAUUUUUUUGUUUUUCAAAUUUUAAUAUGGGAACGAUGGAGAAAAGAGAACAGGCCCGAGCGAAGCGAGGGCGAAAGCUUCUAAAAAUUUGCAUUUUGAAAGGAAUAAAACGAGGUUUUUUUAUAGGAGACCCUAAUUUAAAUCAUACAUUUAAUGAAAAUUUAUUAAUUAUUAAAUAUUAUUAUGGCAGAAAAUAUGCAUUGAAUUUAAAAUUAAAUUAUAAAUUAAAUUUUUAGUUUUUUCUGGCUUUUUACAAUUUUAGAAUUUGAAUGAUGUUUUUUUUUAAAAGAAGUCGAUUUUCAAAAAGGAAACAGGACAGACCCAAGGUAGGACGAAAGCUCUUGUAAAUUUGUACUUCGAGAUGCACAAAAACGAUGUUUUUUCGUGAGAAGUUCAUUUUUUAGUUAUAAAACUUGAUUUGUAUUAGAAAAGCAAACAAAUCCGAGCAAAGCGAGGGCAAAAGCUUUUGAAAAAUUGUGUUUUGAGAAGUAAAAAAUAAUGUUUUCCUUUCACCACAGGUCCUUAUCCAAAAUUUGUAACUGAUCGGUUUUUUUUUCUAAAUUCCAGGGAUUUUGCAUGAAAAUUACGAAAUUCCCUGACUUUUCCAGACCGACCAAAUUCCCUGACUUUUCCAGGUUUUCCAGGCUUGUGGACACCCUGCUUUAUUAAAAUAAUAUGUACCUAUUUAUAAAGUUAGAAGAAAUAAGUAAUUAUGAAAAAAUAAUUUAUUAGGUAAUUAUUUAUAGGCCUAUCAGUUAAAUUAAGAAU